ACCGUAGCCUUCAGCACCUUCUUCGUCUAGGGUUAGGUUAAAGCAAGACCACCUCUCCGGGCUUCUAGAACCUUCCGGAAGGAGGGGCGCGAUGUGGCACGAGGCACGGCGGUCGGAGAAGAAGGUCCAUGAGCUCAUGGACGCCGCGCGCCGCCGGGCGCAGCGGCGCGCCGCCUACCUCGCCCGCCGCCGCGGCGACCCGCACCAGUCCCUCCAGGUCUCCGGCGCGCGCUGCCGCGUCCACCGCGACGACGCGCUCUACCAGGCCACCGAGGACCAGCAGGGAUUGAUACCAUGGAAUGGGAAACAAGAUGUUUUGAUUGACAGAUUUGAUGGCCGUGCACUACUGGAUUUCAUCCGUGACCCUAGCUCUCGGCCUUUUCGAGCUCAGGAAAAAUCUGAAGAAGAUGAAGAGUUAGAGGAAUUUGUUAAUUUUGAACGUUACCGGGACUUGAUUAAGCAUCGUCGCAGAGGAUUUUCUGACGAGGCAGGUUUGCAACAUGUUGCACAAGAGUUGGAAGCAAAAGCUAUUCUUCCUUUUAGCUUUGAGAAGCCUCAAUCCUCGCAGACUCCAGCUAGCAAAGGUUCCUAUUCGCAGGUUGGAUACUCAUAUAAAGGGGACGGAGAUGAAGAUUCUGAUGAUCUAGACAGUGACAAUGAAGAUGAAGAGGAAGAAGAUGAUGAUGGCAAGGACUUCAGUAGUGAUGAUAGCAGUGAUGAGCGAAUGGAAAAUUUAGCUAAGGAAUUUGGCGUGAAAAGAUAUAACUGGCUUGUUUACAUGGACAAAAAGGUUAAAGAAGAAGAGAAGCGGCAGAAGGAAAUUAUUAAAGGCGAUCCAUCCAUCAAAAAGUUGAGUCGACGAGAAAGAAGGAAGGCUUCUCAAUCUGAGAGGGAAAGAGAGAGGGAGGCAGUACGUUCUGUUGGAAGGCUAUCUUAUCAUGACCCUUAUAGGGAACAAAGGAGAAGCCCAUCAUAUGAAGCAUAUUCAAGGGGCAGAAGAUCAAGGUCACGAUCAAGAUCUCGUUCACCUUCAUAUUCUAGACGUCAUGCCCGUGGUUCACAUGCUGAAAGUAACCAUCGAAGCAAGGCGAAGCCUCCAAGAGUUGAAUACAUUACUGAAUUUGGAGGUUCAGAAGACACCAGUGACCUGAAAGUUACAGGGAUCUCUCCGCCUUCGUCUCCAAAACGAGUUGGCAUACCUAACCGGUCAUCAGGUGUCCAAAUUCUGGAGGCACUUCACAGUGAUCCUGCAUCUUCUUUGUCUGUGGAACAGGAAAAAAGUGCUAAAAUUUUGAAACCACCUAUCAGCGCACCAUCAGCACUAGCGAAACUAAAGGGCGCUUCUGGAGGAGUUGGUAAAACUCCCCAGGCUGAAAAGAAAGAAACACCACAAGAACGUCUUAAAAGGAUAAUGAGCAAACAGCUUAACAAGCAAAUUAAGAAAGAUACUGCUGCGGAGACUGCAAAGAAACGAGAACAGGAGCGACAAAGGCAGGAAAAACUUGCAGAAGUGGGCCGAUACAGGCACCGUAGCAGGAGUAGAAGUCUUAGUCGUUCUCCACCAAGAAAGCGACACUAUAGCAGAAGCCGUAGCAGGAGCAGGAGCCCAAGAAGACACCGUUCACCCUCGAGUUCGCCCUCUCGCUCUCCAAGGUACAGAAGCAGAUCAAGACACUAAAAGUAUCCCAGCCAGCUCCGUGGUUGUCUUCGGUGCUUGGUGCUUCUGUUUUAUUCACUUUGGCUUUAAAUUCAUGUACCGAUCAGCCAAGGCCAUGGAUCCCAACAUUGUUGGUAACGUGUAGAACUACUGUAUCUUUGGGAUUAUCAUAUUAUCAGCAAAUGGAAGGCCAUGUUAUGGUCUAAAGAGGAGGGUGGUCCGCUUGGCUGAAUUUUGUAUUACAUGGGAAGUACUGUUGACAGAUUAUGUACUACCAGUUGCAGUAGUGUAUUUGGCUCGGAGUGAAA
This is a messenger RNA of Lolium perenne, 1965 nucleotides long. RefSeq lists its product as uncharacterized. The record is from RefSeq and is a predicted model, not a curated record. NCBI's taxonomy places the organism in Eukaryota, Viridiplantae, Streptophyta, Magnoliopsida, Poales, Poaceae.